AUGAACCUUGCCUCCUUUCUCUACUACUAUCUUGAUGAUAUGGUUGAUGAGAUGGUAAACCAAAAAGGAAAAUUUGCUGGUCUGCCACCUGAAAUUGUGAAGGCUAUAAAGGCAUGCCAAUCAGUCUAUAAGAAGUACUUUAAUAAAAUGGAUACAUCUGAUAUCUAUCUUAUUGCUAUGGUACUAGACCCUCGCAUCAAGACACGCCUUUUAGAGGCUUACUUUGAUGACGCAAACCAUGUCGCUUCUCUAGUAGAGGGAAUUACGAAGAAACUUGAGAUCAUGUGCCCAUGUCUUCCUGAUCCUCAGAAUUCAACUUUUCAAGAAGGUUAUCUUCAACAGAAUGGAAAGCGUCGCUAUCAACUUGAAGAUGAUGAUUUCCUCAAACUUGGGAGGAAGCGGCAGCGAGCAUCAGCUUCUGAGAUUACAAGGUGGUUUAAGACAGAACCAAUUGAUGGUCCUGAGCCCUUAGAGCUAGGUUAUGAGGAUUGGCUUCUCAAUUGGUGGCGAAAAUAUGCAGAUGAGUACCCCCGAUUAGCUAUUGCGGCCCAGGCUUUUCUUGGUAUCCCUUUUUCUGAAGUUGCAGUUGAAAGGCUAUUUAGUAAAGGGAGGGAUAUGAUUGGAAUCCGACGGUACCAGCUGAAUGGUCAGUCUCUUCGAGUACUCAUGAGUCUAAAAGAUACUUUUACCAAAGAAAGAAACAACGAGGGGGAAAUGGAAGAAAUGGGAAAAGAGGAGAUAGAGCCAGAGGAGGGGGAAUUAUAG
Messenger RNA from Penicillium taxi, 765 nucleotides. RefSeq lists its product as uncharacterized. The record is from RefSeq and is a predicted model, not a curated record. Bases 1 to 765 code for a protein of 254 amino acids. The transcript has a single exon. Gene Ontology annotation, molecular function: protein dimerization activity. NCBI's taxonomy places the organism in Eukaryota, Fungi, Ascomycota, Eurotiomycetes, Eurotiales, Aspergillaceae.